AUGUCUCUGCAAGGAAAGCGUGCUCUUGUGACCGGUGGCUCUCGCGGUCUUGGUGCCGCCAUCUGCAAGGUGCUCGCCGAGCGCGGUGCCCGUGUCGCUGUCAACUACUCGGCUUCGCCAGACCGUGCCGAGGAGACCCGCGCCUCGCUUGCUGGCCAAGGCCACGUUAUUAUCCAGGGCGACGUCUUCACUCACGAGGGAGUGGAUGCCCUGGUUGCUGGCACGAUCAAGGCCUUGGGGGGCAUUGACUUCAUCGUCUCCAACGCCGGCUGGACCAAGUUUGGCCCUUACAGUGACAUCAAGGCGAUCGCAGACGAGGACUGGGACCGCUGCUGGCACCGCAACGUCAUGGCCCACCUCUGGCUCGCCCAGGCCGCCGAGGAGGAGCUGAAGAAGAACCACGGCUCGCUCGUCAUUUCCGCUUCCGCUGCCGGUCUCCGCCCGUCUGGCUCUAGCAUGGCCUACUCCGUCUCCAAGGCCGCCUCGUCCCACCUGACCAAGUGUCUCGCCAAGUCGCUCGCGCCCAAUGUCACAGUCAACGCUGUCGCACCUGGUCUUAUGAUGACCGAGUGGUCCGCCGGGUUCUCAGAUGCGCAGGUCCAGCAUGCCAAGAACAACACUCUGCUCAAGCAGACCACUGGUGUUGAGGAUGCCGCUGGUGCCUUUGCUGCUGUGCUGGAGAACCGUUCGAUGACCGGCCAGACUAUUGAGGUCUCGUGCGGUAUGGGUAUGGCGUAA
This is a messenger RNA of Apiotrichum porosum, 738 nucleotides long. RefSeq lists its product as uncharacterized. NCBI's taxonomy places the organism in Eukaryota, Fungi, Basidiomycota, Tremellomycetes, Trichosporonales, Trichosporonaceae. Gene Ontology annotation, molecular function: oxidoreductase activity. The record is from RefSeq and is a predicted model, not a curated record. The coding region runs from base 1 to 738 and encodes 245 amino acids. The transcript has 4 exons.